UUCCCGCGCACACAAUGACGCUUCCGUCUUCCUCGCGCACCUUCUUCACGCGCGCUCUUGUGAAUAAAAUGGCGGACGGUGUAGCUAGCUAGUCGGAGCUAAUAAAACAUUUAAACGUUUCUUCGCGGUUUAGUAACGGUUUAAUGUGUAUCCGCGUUCAUUUCUCCUAGGACAUACGGUUAUUGCUUUUAUUGACCUCUAAAAACGACUGGAACAUUACCAUCUGACAGAAGAAGCUACACACACAUUCCUGUCAUGAGGAGGAACGAAAAUCAACCAAGACCAACGGCAGGCUGUCUGUCUGUUCCACUGUUUAACCAAAAGAAGCGGAGCAGAUUGCCACUGACGUCCAAUCCCUCUGAGAGUGAAAUGUUCUCCGGAUACGAGAACAGAGACAUGCUGAGCUUCACUUCAGCGGUCUAUCCAUCCAACAUCGGGAAUGCUCAGCCGUCACCAAAUCGAGCACCGCUGGCUCAGAGAAGUCAGUGGAACCAGCAAGCCACCCCACCACCUCAACAAAGCAAAGUGUGGUCCAGUGCUUCACCUGCUUCAACAGGAAGAGGAUACACACCUAUACCUCACCAACAGAAGUGCACCUAUACUUGGUCCCAGACAGGGCCACAGAGACCUGCAGGCAGACAGGACUCCAUGGCAACCACCCCAGGCUUCAAGCAGGGUGGAUUUCCGCGUGUGAGUGCACCCACUCAAAUCCAGAAUAAAACUCUGACUGCCAAGCAACCCAUGAAGCAGCAGUCAUUUAGCCGAAACAUCAAUCCACCCAGAGGCUCCUUCACACCUUCAGAUCUCACAGCACACACUCGGAGACCUGCAGCUCAGCGUCAGGGCUCCCAGUGGAAGAUCAAAUCUGGUGGACUUGGAGGGGGAACGUGGGUUGAGGACACUUUUGGUACUUUAGGAAGUGAGCGCAGUAUACAGCAGCAGAAAUCCAUGUUACAGGAAAAAGCACCAGCAAAGAAAUCUCUGCGAAUCCUCACCGCCGUUGUAGAGGGUAUGAAGCACUGGAGCCAGUUCAAGGACAAAGUUCCUAUGACAUUUGAGAUUUUUGCCACUCUAGAUUCUGCAGUCACAAUAGGAAAAUUUGGUGCCAAGAACUUCCUAAUGAGGGAUGGAAAAGAUGCAGUGCCAUGUGUGUAUUAUGAAAAUGAUCAGGUGCUGCCGAGGCUGAUCCGGGGUCAGGUGCAUCGCUGUGUGGGGAAUUACGACAGACAGAAAAACCUUUUCACCUGCGUGUCAGUGCGGGCCGCCUCCCUGUCAGAGCAGAGAAAUGCUCAAGAGGCUGUGAAAGCGUCAGACGCCGAGAUGAGGAACGAGGUCCGGGCAUUUUCUGAAAUGUGAUGUGAACGGACACAGCAGGAAAGUUUUAUAGUUUGAAAGGUGUGUUUUAAUUUCGUUGAAGUUCAGAGAUAUACCAUAAUUGUACCAAGCGUUGCUGAUGAAUCAGUUUAACCAUUUAACAAGUGACUCUUUUUUUUUUUCUUCAGUUCAACACUUGUAUAUGCUUAAGACUAUUAAUGAAGUUCGGAACACAAAAAAAGUCAGUUUUCUUUGUUAAUGAAACAUUUUAUUACAAAGAGAAAAACACACAACAGCAAGUCUGGUUAAGGGUCAGAGGAUAAACAAACACAAUUAUGAGGUAAUAUCUCAAAAUAGAUCUUCCAAAAGGGGAUCGACCUUUUUUUUUUUCUUCUUCUUUCUUUCUUUCUUUUUUUUUUUUUUUUUAAGCAUGAACAGACAUUUUACGUAAUUAUUUACAGCCAAAACCACAUAAUGGAAAACUAAAAUACAACAGAGUCAGAGUUCAGAUCUCACACACGUUAUUACAGACAAAAGGAGUCACCGUACCGAACAUUAUUACAAUAACAGCGUCAUUCGAGUGCGUUUUGGGAACGUCUGCAUCAGCACAUACAUCUCAUUAUCCUCAUCGGUGCUUAUCACGCAGUGUACGCCGGUAAGACUAGUCAGUGUUUUAAGCUAUUUAAACAAACAAACAAAAAACAAAACUUUUAAAGUUUACACUUGCUCACAGUUUGGGAUAGAAUUUGUUCAGCUGGCUUUGUUUGGAGCCGAAUGCAAUUGCAUGUUUAAACGCGUUAAUAAAUGGAAAGUAGAAAGUCUUAGCCGAAGACCGAAUAUAUUCAUUUAGCAAAUCUGAAAACAUAUCACACAAAAAGGUACCAAGAGGAAACGCAUAUGAGGGCCAAGUUCAGGUUGAUGAGCAUCUCAGAUUUGUGCUGUAUUGCUUAUUGUUAUAGUCUCAUUUUUGUCAAAUAAUAAUUGAGUGUCUGACUAAUGAGUCUCGACAUAAGUCUUGACAGUAGUGCUCUACUGUUUUAAUCCCUCAUUCAUUCCCAUUCCUUUUUCCUAUUUAUAUGCUCCUUAUUUUGUCCUGUAUUAUUGUCCCUUGGAAAUUCUAUUUGUACAGCUUCAUGUGAAUUUGCUAGAGUUACCGUCUGGACAACUUACAACUGAAACAAUCCCCGUUGCAUUCAUAGCAAAUCAAGACAUUCACAGAAAUGCACAGCACAGGGGGAGGAAGCAAAAAACUAGGAAGCAUUUACAAAACUAGAGUUUCAGCAGAGGUAACCUGAUCAAAGGUAUUGAAGUCUUCUUAAUCGUGGUUUUUUGUUUUUGUUUUUUUUGUUUUUUUUUAAAAAGGCACACGUUGGUUAGGGCAGAAAAAGGUCUUUUGUUUUGUUGUCUUUUCAAUUUUUAAGAGUAUCUCUGUGAUGACUUUGUGUGCACUAAUGGAAAAACAACAGAAAUGCAACACUGAUGGACGCCUUAGUGUUUUAGUAACUUUAGAGCCUAAAUUGGUCUAGACCUUCAGUUCACUUCAGAGAGCCAAAGUAGUAGUGAGAUUUCCUCCAAUUCUUGCACAAGGAUCUGACUAGUGUCCGAUGUCGUGAUUCACAACGUCCCAGAGGAGCUCCCUGAAGUGAUAGGGUCAGGAGAGGGAGUCCAAAUUUAUGAACCAGCUCCUCGGCCGUCCUGCCAGAGCGUUAAAAGGGUCUCAGCAGCCAAGACAGAGUAGUCUUGCUUAGACUAAUCAUCCUCUUGUCCGUACACUUCAUUUUCAAGAUUUUCAAUGCUUUAUGCAAUAGAGACCUCCUUAAGAUUUUUUUUUUCUUCUACUAAAAAAAACAAUAGCUUUCUGAACUAACGUUCACUGGGUUUUAAAAAUUGGCAGCUUUCUGUACAACUAAUAAAAUAGUGUUGCAUUUAUAUAUUUUUUUUCCAUCGGUGUAUCUUGGUAAUUACAUAGCUUUUUUUUCUUUGCCUUUCUCCUAAUCUUGUAGAAUCCUGAAUAUUCAAUUUAGUGAAAGGUACAAAAACAGAUGUUAUCACUUGGCCUUUUAAUAUUCCUAUUAAAACUGAUAGGAAGCGAGGGCAAACUGAGAGAAACACGCAGGUUUUCAGGGUUUUAGUUUUCAGGUCAUUUAAUAUAACAACACAAGUUUAGUGGUGAAAAUGUCAGUGCUUUUGUUGGCUUUUUUUUUUUUGUGUGGUCACGCGCCUCAUCUACUAUUUUCUCACUGCUGUGCUGUUUGGACGUCCACUGACUAGUCACAGCCCAGGUUCUAAAGCAAAAUACAUAUAAAAACGCCAGUUUGUGUAAUAAUUUUUUAAAGAAAUGUUUUUCUGUUCUCCUAGCCUGUUAGCCACAGUGUUGGUUGUUACUGGAUAAAUAUAUGGCAGAUUUUUCCAAACCCUUUCAGAUUUUCAUCAGGAUCAUAAAUCCAUUUUAUUUCCUCAAAAGCCUGAUCCAUAGUGAAGAAGAAAACAUUCAUAGCCAGUGGAUCCAGGAACAGAAUUUUCUUACUCUCCUUUGUAAUUGGUCUUGGUUAGUUGAAUAUUAUUUGAUGUUGCAUGAAAGAUUUCUGAGAUCCUUGCUUUCCUCUCGAUAAUCCCUGAUGUUUUUGAGAAAAGUUCUCCUUGUCCUCUCGCAUUCCUUGCGUCCAGAUGCGUAUUAGGUAGAACUAGAAUGAUCGAUUUACCAUUCGCAUAGUUUCAUCUGCUGUUUUGGUGUCGCCUUUCCAAAGAUUUUAGUGAUGAUGCAUUAAAUUGCAUUUCAUUUCAUGUGAUUUUUAAAAGUAUAAAUUAGUUUGUAGUGCGAAAAGGAGGGGGGGAAAAAAAGGGAGUUCCCAGGAAUGUGCAUUUCCAAAAAAAAGAAGUUUCAGAAAACAGUUUCCACCACGAGGGAUGCCGAUGAAAGGGAGUAGCUGAUCAGAUGAAGGAAGACGAUGCAGCACAUCACACAAUGAACACAAUGGCUCCUCCAGGCACACUUAUUCCAAAGUGGCAACAUUAUGAUUGUUGACCAAGAAGAAGAACAGGGCAAUACAGAUCUUAACAGCUCAGAGAAGAUACGAUGGGCAUGACAGGGGGGUUAUAAAAGUGUGGGCAGUGGAGUGGGCAGGAGCUGCUCUUUUGGGGCAUACUUGGCAAAGAAGGGUAAAAAGAGGGUGAGCAUGACACCCACGAUGGCCAACAUGUAGCCCCAGCCUAUCUGGCACUCGCCGGCGUAGUAGAUGUCCGAAUUUCCGCAGAAGGACUUGACCAAACUGGAGUUUAGGCCAAAGGGAUAAACCAGCAAACCAGAUGCCAUGAUGAACACUGGGGAGAGAGAGAGAGAGGAGUUAGUUUUUAGACAGUUGGUCUUAAGACAAAAAGUGAUGCAGUAUUUUAGUUUAAUCAGUCCAGUGAGAUUACUUUACUUCGUUCUCAUCGUUCACAGUAAUCCACUUGACAAAAUUAGAUUGUACAUAAACAGUGUCUCCUCUUUUAAUGCCGUCUGCAGAUGGCAUGCCGUAUGUUUUACUUCAAUGCCUGGCUGUUACUGACAUCACAGCCUCUUCAUUCAAGCCACCAGUUAUUAAGAGAUACAAUGAAAGAUUUAUUUAUGCACCAUUCUUGCCAGGGAAGAGCAACCCAAAUCUCUAAGUUAUGUAACCAGUUGUGUUUGCAUACUCGUAGUCUAUUCGAGGAAAUAGACAUUCAUGGGGAAUUACUAACAAACUGACAAGCUGGUUUUGAGACUGUGUGAUGCGUUGCAGUGCAUGUUUUCAGUAAAAGACUUCUCUGGUCAUGAGUUAAGUCUGGUGAUUGUAGAACACAUAGGGUGAUGUUCUCAGCAGUGGCAGAUUUAUUGACAUUGCAAUGCGAGACAAUGUUCUGGCAUUAUCACAAAUGUUUUAUUCAAAUCUCAGUGUGAGCGCUGCCAUGACACUCGUCUAAACGCCACAAACAGGCGGACCGCAUAGGAUGAAGCAAACUAAUGGGACGUCUAAAUGGGAAAUCUUCUUUCCAUUAGCAUGUUUCAUUUAUCCUUAUUACCUCAAGCUCACUUUGAAUACUGUUUUUGUUUAGGCGAGUCCAUUUUCUGCACAAAGCCCAGAUUGCACAGACUGAUGAUGCAGGCAGAAUGUACUCAUUUUUGUUUAAUCAUAGUUCUAUUGUCCGAGGAGAACACGUCAUGGAGAACACGUCAUGGAGAACACGUCAGAUCUGACCACCUAAAACCAGCAUAAGAUGUAUCCUUUUGAAAAGCUAAGAAUGAGUGGCUAUUGAGUAAUAUACUUUGAAGAAUAUAAA
Ictalurus furcatus (blue catfish) is the source of this 5613-nucleotide messenger RNA. Its product is annotated as spermatogenesis-associated protein 22. Bases 256 to 1356 code for a protein of 366 amino acids. Gene Ontology annotation, biological process: gamete generation; regulation of meiotic cell cycle; meiotic DNA repair synthesis. Lineage: Eukaryota; Metazoa; Chordata; Actinopteri; Siluriformes; Ictaluridae. The transcript has 8 exons. The record is from RefSeq and is a predicted model, not a curated record.